GGGCGGGGAGGGGGGGUCCGUCCUGCUUGUGCCUUGCAAAAGUCCACGCCGCCAAAAACUUUGCUGGUUUUUGCACGAAGAAAAGCGGGUUUGGUAACAGCGCUUGGGCUCGCAAGGGCUUCUGGGAACCGUAGUUUUGUUUUAAUACGGAGAUCAAUGAGAGAGACCCUUCUAUGGGUCCUGACACCCUCACAGGCACGUCUGGUGGAAACACGGGGGAAAAGCCUUCUCGGUGGUUGCCCCCCGGCUCUGGAACUGCCUUCUUGGGGAGGUUAGACUGGCUCCCUCCCUGCUGGCCUUCAGUCGGCGGACUUUCCUGUUCCGACAGGCUUUUGUGAACGGACUGCAAGAACUAUUUAACGGGGCUGUUUUUACUGACCUGAGCCAUCUUUAAACAAGCAUCUUCAGCGCCAUGGGCUCCUCCUGCUAAAAACCCUGCAGAGCGAGAGUGGUGGUAGCGGUGGGAAAGACAUUUUUUGCUCCUCCUUUCCAGACCAAACUAGAUCCAGCCCUGCCGCAACCCAGACGGAAAAUGGAGCAGAAGUUUCCUGAGGGCCUCCGAGGAAGAAGAAGAAAUGUCUUGGGAGACCCUGGCAAAAUCUCGAUGCACAACUCUCUACAGAGAACCAUAAAGGAGAAAGAGAAGGAGCUGCCUUGGCUGUGGGAGAAAGAGCCAAAGAAGAUCCAGGGGCAACUCAUGCAGUGGAAUCCAGCGCACCGGUAUCUGCUCAAGUCAUGGGAUGAAGAAACUGGAUCCCUGGCCUCCUUCAAGGGAGCAGUUAGCAACAGCUUGCACCCUGAACAUGCAGGGGUGAUUCAGUUCCCCCCAACCCUCCGCAAGGAAUCUCCACAGAUCUGCAGAGCAGAAGCCAGUGGGGAUAUGGAGGCAGAAGCACCAGGGAAGGGCUUCCUAAGACGGGAAGCACAGCGUCAACGCUUCAGGGAGUUCCUUUACCAGGAGGCUGAGGGGCCCCGAGAGGCUUGCAGGCGGCUUCGCCAUCUUUGCUGUCAGUGGCUGAAGCCAGAGCGACGCACGAAAGAGCAGAUCCUGGAGCUGCUGAUCCUGGAGCAAUACCUGGCGAUCUUGCCGCUAGAGAUCCAGAGCUGGGUGAGAGAAUAUAGCCCAGGUAACUGCUUCCAGGCGGUGGCCCUGGUUGAGGAUUUCCUGCAGAAGCGACAAAAGGCCAAGAGGCGGAAGGGUCAGCUGUUCCCAGAGGAGGAAGUGAACCCUGCCGAGGAAGAUCAGGUUCCAUCAGAAAUGGGGCUGGAGGCCUCUUUUGUCAAGCAGGAGGCUGGCGAGGAUGAUGGCAUGGGAGCAGAGGGAAGGCGAACGGUGAAGGUACUGGUAGAAGAUUUACAGCCAGAAAGAUCUCAGCAUGCAGAAACGGCCUCAGGAAUUGCAGAGAAAGUUCUUGCCCAGUGUUGUGAGCAGACAGAAGCCCCUCAGAUCCAACAGAACCUGCUACGGGGGCAAGAAACUCACCUGGAGAAAAUUGCCAAUGAUCUUGCUCCUUAUAUGAGUGACCUUGGAGAGUCCACAGCUGAAUGGGUCAUCCAAAAGGGUCAGAAUGGUGAGACAAGCUCUGAGUAUGGGCAGGCUUUCCCUAUGAGUCUGAGCCUUAACAGACCUCAGGGAACCAACAUGGUGGAGAAACGGUAUAAAUGUUUGGCCUGCGGAAAAAGCUUUGGUGUGAGAUCAGGCCUCAUUGCACAUGAGAGAACCCACACAGGGGAGAAGCCGUAUCAAUGUUCAGACUGUGGGAAGAGCUUCAGCGUGAGCUCCAGCCUCAGUGCUCACAAGAGGACCCACACAGGGGAGAAGCCGCACCAAUGUUCACAUUGUGGGAAGAGCUUCACAGUCAGCUCAGCCCUCAAGAGGCAUUACAGGACACACACAGGCGAAAAGCCAUAUGAAUGCUUAGGCUGUGGGAUGAGAUUCUGCCAGAAAGCCAGCUUGAUGAUCCACCAGAGAAUCCAUACAGGGGAAAAACCUUGCCAGUGCUCAGUCUGUGGGCUGAGCUUUAGUGACCCCUCAGUCCUUUUUGCUCACUAUAGGACCCAUAAGGGAGACAAACCGUACCAGUGUUCCGAAUGCAGCAAGAGCUUCUGCCAAAGACGGGACCUUGUUAACCACCAGAAGAUGCACUUGGGGGAGAGGCAGUACAAAUGCUCUGAAUGUGGGAAAAGCUUCAGCGUGAGCUCGCGCCUUAAGAAACAUCAGAAAAUCCAUACAGGGGAGAGGCCGUUCCAGUGUUGGGAGUGUGGGAAAAGGUUUUGUUCAAGCACAGACCUCAUCAUCCACGAGAGAGCCCAUGCGGGAGACAAGCCAUACAAAUGCUCCUUCUGUGGUAAAAGGUUCUGCCGCAGCUCCGAGGUUGUUAGUCAUGAGAGAAUCCACACGGGUGAGAAGCCAUACAAAUGUCUUGAGUGUGGAAAAAGCUUUAGUGUUAGCUCACGCCUUAGUACACACAAGAGGGUCCACACGGGGGAGAGGCCAUUUAAAUGCUUGGAAUGUGGGAAAGCGUUCAGUUAUAAAGCACACCUUGUCACACAUCAGAGAGUCCACACAGGAGAACGGCCAUAUAACUGCUCAGUAUGUCCGAAAACGUUCCGUGGGCGUACCUGCCUUAUGGCGCAUGAGAGAAUCCACACAGGGGAGAGACCAUUCAAAUGCUUGGACUGUGGGAAAAGCUUCCUUAACAGCUCAAACCUUGUUACUCACCAAAGAAUGCAUUUAGAAAGAAAUUGAUAAUGUUUAGAAUGUAGAACACUAUAGAACAUGCCUAGGAUUUCACAAGAAAUGUAAAGUUUCUGUUUGAAUAGUUGCUUCUAGUGCUAGAAAUAAGCAUGCAAAUAUUGCAGCAGUCUGAGACCCAUUUAAAGAAAUAAACAGCAAGAGCUGUAUGGAAUUGCCA
Rhineura floridana is the source of this 2915-nucleotide messenger RNA. Its product is annotated as zinc finger protein ZFP2-like. Bases 533 to 2749 code for a protein of 738 amino acids. Lineage: Eukaryota; Metazoa; Chordata; Lepidosauria; Squamata; Rhineuridae. The record is from RefSeq and is a predicted model, not a curated record. The transcript has 4 exons.